ACGAUUUCCGGAUCUUCUGCGGGGACCUGGGGAACGAGGUGAACGACGAAAUCCUGGCCAGGGCCUUCGGGCGCUUCCCGUCCUUCCUGAAGGCCAAGGUGAUCCGGGACAAACGGACGGGGAAGACCAAGGGCUACGGCUUCGUGUCCUUCAAGGACCCCAACGACUACGUCAGGGCCAUGCGCGAGAUGAACG
Messenger RNA from Mesitornis unicolor (brown roatelo), 195 nucleotides. It is a transcript of the gene RBM42, whose product is annotated as RNA binding motif protein 42. The record is from RefSeq and is a predicted model, not a curated record. The annotation marks the transcript as partial. Gene Ontology annotation, molecular function: mRNA binding. The transcript has a single exon. Lineage: Eukaryota; Metazoa; Chordata; Aves; Mesitornithiformes; Mesitornithidae.